AACAACUAAGAAAAAGAGAAAAAAAAAACAUGGCAAGCAAUAAUUUAUUAUGUGUCAUUACUAUAGGUUUGUUUAUUUUGUGUACAAAUGUUUUUGUAACAAAUGGGAGGACUAUGUUAGGAGGUAGAACAAAGGUGGAAAAUGUUGAAAAAAACAAAGAGGUUCAAGAGAUAGGAAAAUAUUCAGUUGAGGAGUAUAACCGGUUGAAGCGAAGCGGGUCGGGUUCGAACGAAAGUGAUUUGACGUUUUUACGAGUAGUGGAGGCCGAGAAACAAGUGGUGGCUGGAAUGAAGUAUUAUAUGAGAAUUGAAGGGGUUGAGGAAAAUGAUGGUGGGCUGAAAGAGUUUGAGGCUGUUGUGGUGGUCAAACCAUGGUUGAAGUCGAAACAAUUGGUCAAGUUUUCGCCUUCUUCUUCGGUUCCGGUUUGGUGAGUUUUUGUUGGUUCGGGUUGUGUAAUAUUAAGGAUAUGUGAGGUGAUUUCGGUUUUGGUUUUGGUUUAGUUUUUGUUAUUGUAAGUGGUUAUGAUCGAACCGGGAGUAUUGUAAUAAUGAGUAAAAAAUACUUGAUA
Erigeron canadensis is the source of this 568-nucleotide messenger RNA. RefSeq names its product cysteine proteinase inhibitor B-like. The transcript has a single exon. The record is from RefSeq and is a predicted model, not a curated record. The coding region runs from base 30 to 431 and encodes 133 amino acids. NCBI's taxonomy places the organism in Eukaryota, Viridiplantae, Streptophyta, Magnoliopsida, Asterales, Asteraceae. Gene Ontology annotation, molecular function: cysteine-type endopeptidase inhibitor activity.